UUACGGUUAUUACGUAUCUACAUGCGCCGCUGUCGCAGCAGCAGCUGAGCAGAAUGGUAACAACUGUGAUGUGUUUUUUGAUGGACAUCUCUGGAUUAGAGUCGUCGUGUUAUUUGUGCUAUCGAGAGCCCUAUGACAGUCCGGGGCAGCUAUGCCACUAACCAUCAGGAUAUGCAAGUAUUCGUAUCAUUUCCAGCCUGAUCCGUUGCAGUGUUAGCAUUGUGUUAGCUGGGACAGAAAUAGCCAGCCCUCAACGAAACAGCAGCCUGCUCCGGUGUUUGGAGCUGCUUUGUGUACACUAGUUGGCCAGUUUGCAGUUUCUCUGGCAUGCAUCUCUCCAAGAAAUGCUCCGUCUUCAAAUUGGUGCUGAGUGCUCUGCUGAUAGUGGCGCUCCUGCAGCUCAUAUACCUGUCCUUCUUAUCCAAGUUUCACGGUAAGCAGCAGCGGUACCGGUACUCUGAGCUCUUUGGAGGCUCUGGGGGCAAAAAGAAUGGGAACGCCGAGAAGAACUCGCGGAAGGAGCGUCUGAGGUACUCGCUGUCUACAGGUGGGAUCUUUGACAACAGUGGUCAGUACCGGGUGUACAAGAACUUGAUCAAAAGUGAUUUCACCACAAAUCACAAACCAGGAUCCAACCCCAGCUCCAUUGCGCUGGCUUUAGCCACACACACGACCAUCAAUAAUCUGCAUCACCUGGAAUCUCUUCUGGAAAGGUGGCACAACCCUCUUGCUGUGGCCAUAUUCGCACAUGGGCAAGAUGUCAAGUUUGCCACAGCUCUGGUCUAUGCGCUCAGCUUCUUUUGCCCCCAGAUUCAAUCUCUGGUGGACUUCCACUUGGUGUGCCUCUCAGGAGAGAUGGCCAGUUUCCCCGAUCAGGACCGUGAGCAUUUUGCAGGUCUUGAGGACUGUGACUCCGUGUUCUCCAGACUGGAGACCCACAGGGAUACAUACAAGAACUAUGCCAUCAGUGGAAACGUCUCCUACCCAAACAACCUUCUUCGUAACGUUGCCCGAGGUGGCACAGUGUCCUCCUACAUCCUGGUCAUUGACAUCGACAUGAUGCCCAGCGCUGACCUGCACCAGCAGUUCCUGGCCAUGAUCCUGGAGCGUGAGCCAGUGAGUAAUGAGGUAUUUGUGCUGCCUGCCUUCGAGAUCCGCCACUCCCGGAAGAUGCCGGCGAACAAGGCAGAGCUGGUUCAGCUCUACCAGGUCGGUGAGGUCCGGCCGUUUUAUGAAGAGCUGUGUCCUCGCUGUCAAGCCCCCACCAACUACUCACAGUGGGUUAACAGCCACGUUAGAGGGACGAGCACCCUGGAAGUUGCCUACAUGCUCACCUGGCAGGACCCCUGGGAGCCUUUCUACAUCGGACCCCACACUGUGCCCCUCUAUGAUGAGAACUUCAAGCAAUAUGGCUUCAAUCGUAUCAGCCAGGCCUGCGAGCUCCACGUCGCCGGAUACAAGUUCUCGGUGCUGAGCUCAGCCUUCGUGGUGCACCGGGGAUUCAAGAUCCAGGGGGAGUUCCACGCCAGGAAGGACGAGGAGAACAAACGCAACCGGGUUCUGUUUCGCAGCUUCAAAGACGGCCUGAAAACCAAAUACCCAUCCUCCAAUCGACGGUGCUGAAACCAGAUGAGCUUCAACCAGUCUCUCAUGGAACCAGAUUAGGCUUCGAGUCACUCUUGUGAAGACAGCACAGCAGGAGCUUCAUCUCAUCCAACGCUUGGGUUUAUUUCAAGUCCAUCUGAAAAUGAGCAGCGGAGAAAUGUUCUCUGGGGGUUUCUGCGAGCGUCCUGCUAGUUGAGACUGAAAGUGAGAAAUACGGUUCAAGACAGGAGAACUGGCUAGCGACCUUUAUUUGUUAAGCAAAUGCAACUCCUAACUCUAACUCCAGGCGAUCGACGGUAAUAUUAAAGCAUACGAGGUACAUUUUCUAUUUUUGAGCUACGAAAAUAGACACAAAUGAGUCUCUGCAUGUUCCCUGAGAUAACUUCACUGUGUGUCCUGUAACAUGACGUUAACGGUGCAUGACAGCUGAUAAAAGGUUCAGUCCAAAUGUAUACUUUAUCGACCCUCUUUUGCUUCCUUUAUAAUAAUUAAAACACUUUUAUAUCCCAAAGAUAGAACUGUCACGUUACUGCUUAUAUAAUAAUAAUAAUAAUAAUAAUAAUAAUAAUAAUAAUAAUAAUAAUAAUAAUAAUAUAAGCUUUAUUUGUAUAGCACCUUUCAUACAAGAAUUGCUUCACAGC
Molecule: messenger RNA, 2246 nt
Organism: Cottoperca gobio
Lineage: Eukaryota; Metazoa; Chordata; Actinopteri; Perciformes; Bovichtidae
Gene: b4gat1
Product: beta-1,4-glucuronyltransferase 1
Exons: 2
Coding region: 328-1623 (431 amino acids)
Biological process (GO): protein O-linked glycosylation via mannose
Cellular component (GO): Golgi apparatus
Molecular function (GO): glucuronosyltransferase activity
Source: RefSeq, a predicted model, not a curated record